AGCGGAUCCAAUUCACUAAAACACCAGAAAAAACCGUCACCCUUCGCAGCUACCAGUCCUUCGGAGAAGAAGAAAGACUGAUUGGUGAGUGGACCAGUUACUCACCCGCGCCUCCUCCCCUCCAUGGACCUUCUUCCUCAGACCUCCACAGUACGGACACUUCGGGCGGUGCUGCUGCUUCUGUCGCUACGACGUCGUCUUCGAACGCUUCACAGGUGCGGGAAGAGGAGGACGAUGACAAUCGGUACCAGCAACACAACCAUUUCCGGCAUCCGGAGCUGGAGCAAAACCACGAAAUGGGCACUUUGUACGGUGGAAAUGUGCCCGCGUUAGAUGAGGUGUCGACGGUGAUUACGGAUGACACGUGGUCCUGCAUCAUCGUCCUCCUCACCUUCUGGUUCUUCGUGUCGUUGACUUUGAUUUUGGGAGUUUACGGGUCUUCGAGUUUGGAACUUGGCCCUAAUACUUCAAUUCUUCUGCAACCUAACCCAUUUUUUGUGCAGUCCAUAAAGGUACAAGAGCUGAAUGCAUCAAAUCCCGGGCCUGUACUAUAUGGUUUCUACAGUACUCCACCUCUUGAUACUGCCACCAUUUGGUCCGAAAUGCGUACUGUCUCGGUUCCAGCUGAUUCUCAUACGGACUGGAUAUAUUACCUAAAUGCAGGGUCUCAAAUAAGUAUAUCAUACAGCGUGAACUCUCCGAGCUCAUCUGUUUUUCUUAUUAUUGCUCAAGGUCAAGAAGGCCUUGCUCAGUGGCUCGAAGAACCAACAUACCCUAAUACUACUUUAUCGUGGAACCUCAUUCAUGGUAGUGGUAUGAUUGAGCAGGACCUAUCAAAGUCUUCUACCUACUAUGUUUCUGUGGGUAACAUGAACGCAGAUGUUGUGGAGGUGCAAUUAAACUUCACAAUGAAUGCUUUAGUGUAUAAUACAACUACGGCUUAUUCCAAAUGUACUUUCAUGGAUGAAUCCUGUACUUUGAAAAUUUUGUUUCCGGAGGGAAAUGUGGCUGUGUUGACCACUCCUGGUACAGAGCAGGAUACUCCUAUGGCAAACCAGUAUGUCAAACUAUCAUAUGGGCCAAGAUGGACCACAUAUAUCGUUGGUAUAGCCUGUGUAGGUGGGAUGACUGUGCUCAUGUUGUUGGCCUUCAACUUCUUAAACAAGUACCGAUUUACCAAUGAAGAUGGAAUAAGAGUACAACAUGAUGAGUUCAGAUCUGAGAGAGCCCCAUUGCUUUCCUACAAAGAUGAUGAUCAAUCAAGUUGGGGCUCAUCUUAUGAUUCUGCCUCAAACGAUGAGGGGGAUCUUGAAGACUUUCUGGCUGGAGAAGGGAAGUCGUCAAGAGAUGGUGAAAGUAAUAACACUCGUCGUCUUUGCGCAAUCUGCUUUGAUGCUCCCAGGGACUGCUUUUUCCUUCCCUGCGGGCAUUGUGUGGCUUGUUUUGAGUGUGCAACAAGGAUUGCGGAGGCAGCUGCUACUUGUCCAGUUUGUCGGAGGAACAUAAAGAAGGUGAGGAAGAUCUUUACAGUUUAAGUAAUUCAACCUCCUUGUAAUGCUGGUGUGCGCCAUUCUUUACUACUUGUCAAUAUAAAUGAUCAGAGCUAAAUUUAGAUGGUUACCUACUUACCUGGGUAGUUUCUGAGUGCGGAUUAAAAAAGGCCAUGCCCUGUCGUUUUACAACGGCUUACCCAUAUGUAUUAUUAUUUCCGGGUAUAGAGAGCCUCGAUACGCCUAAAUAGGAUAAAGAAUUCAAAUUUCUCGAUUCUUUUCUUUCCCACGUUGUAGGUUGGGUUAAGUUAUUUGAUUUUGAGCUGUAAUCUUCAACGAUAAUAAUGUUGUUGAUGUAUAUUGUUUGUUCAACCCCUUUUCAGACUGCUCUACAAAUUUAUGCAUCUUAUUUUGUGUGA
Molecule: messenger RNA, 1909 nt
Organism: Malus domestica (apple)
Lineage: Eukaryota; Viridiplantae; Streptophyta; Magnoliopsida; Rosales; Rosaceae
Source: RefSeq, a predicted model, not a curated record